UUUGAUGAUAUCUGAUGAUUACGUCAUAUUGUUUGUCGAAGUUGCUGUGCUACUAUGAGAGUGCUACUAUCUGUGGAACGACUCGUAAAUGAUGCUGUCUCAAAGGGAGCAAAAGUUAUCGCAGGCGGCAAACGGCAUGCACUUGGGGGCAGUUUCUUUGAACCAACCGUCCUUGGGGACUGCAACCGCAGUAUGGACAUUUUCAGUGAGGAGAUUUUUGGCCCUGUUGCGGCUUUGCAUCGGUUCCACACAGAAGAAGAAGUCAUGAAGAUUGCACACGACACAGAAUACGGUUUGGGUGCAUACUUUUUCACUCGGGAUAUGGCCAGAGGCUGGAGGGUUGCGGAAGGACUGGAGUUUGGCUCCGUUGGGUGGAAUGAGCCUGUUAUCAUAAACGAGGUUUCGCCUUUUGGUGGAUUUAAGCAAUCCGGACUCGGAAGGGAGUCUUCUAAGUAUGCAAUCGACGAGUAUCUUGAGCUCAAGUCCGUUUAUGUUGGUGGACUUACUCGGUGACUCGGAGGGCAAACAACAGCCAAGACUGUCGCUCCUUUUGGAGGCGUGCAGCAGAUUGUGGUAAGGAGAAUUUUGCUGUGUUUAAAACUCCGGCCACUUCCAGCAGAGCGAGCCUCAGCGAGGGGUUGUAAGGUGAAAAACUACUGUGGAUUCCUUUGAAGGUGAAAAACUACUGUGGCUUCUUUUUCUUUUGAAGGUGAAAAAACUACUGUGGCUUCUUUUGAAGGUGAAAAAACUACUGUGGCUUCUUUUGAAGGCUUGGAGCAGAUUGUGGCAAGGAGAAUUUUGCUGGGUUUAAAAUUCUGGCCGCUUCCCACAGAGCGAGAGCCUCAGCGAGGUCGCAAGAGUGGUUAAAAUUCUGGCCACUUCCCACAGAGCGGGAUCCUCAGCGGGGUCACAAGACUGGUUUUCAGCUGAAAAACCCCGAUAACAUUUGCAGCGGCAGCAAUUGUGCUUAGUACACUGCUUAGUAUAUGACCUGACAUGGCCUGCUCAUUUGUCAGGCUGUGUAUAUGGCAGGGAGUGAGAGGUCUUUUGUUGUGAGGUUGAUUUCGCAUUAUGCCUGUGUUCUCCCACGAGGGGCAAGGAACCUUGAGACGCAGAGGUCAAGCAUCAUCCUUGUGUGUCUUUGGCACUGUUUGGCACUGUUUGGCACUGUUUGGCACUGUUUGGCACUGUUUGGCACUGUUUGGCAUCUCCCACGAGGGGCAAGGAACCUUGAGACGCAGAGGUCAAGGAUCAUCCUUGUGUGUGGUUGGCACUGUUUGGCACUGUUUGCCCCACUGGUUCCGUCUGGUUGUAACAAGGGUCCAGGGAAGUGGCCACUGACAAGAGGACUGCAAAUAUGAUAGCCGUUGCUCGGGGUUGCAGCGUCCUUGGUUAUUAUUCAAGCAUCAGGAUUAUUUUUCAUGUACCUCGUUUUUCGUCGCCAGUCGUGUCGUGACAGUUCAGAAGGUGGGAUAUGUGGUUGAGAUUUGAGUCCCGUUUGUUAUGAUGAAAUAGCCAGACUGCAGGCAUGACCUUUGCUACAGACUCCUUGUGGUGUAAGUAGGAGGUCAGUCUACUUACAUCUGCCAAAAGCAGCUCAGGAGUGAAGCUGUCACGUGAGACACUGGGAAGGAGAUCACAUGGCCUAGGGAGUGGGUGGCCCGACAGUUGGUCGAGGUGUACGGUUUGUCGCCCUGGGACGCAGUCCCUUGGAGGUGGUUGCGCCAUGAGGUGUGCUGGUGCCAGAGAACUGAGAGAAGCCAGUGCAGACCACAGACACUGUGAGAGAGAGAGAGGGAGAGCAGGAGAACCUCUCCUCACUCUCUCCCGCUCUCUUUGCUGCAGGCGAAAUUGUGACUGGAAACUACCGGUUUUGUAACUUUGCGAGCAUUUUUCUU
Molecule: messenger RNA, 1898 nt
Organism: Chara braunii
Lineage: Eukaryota; Viridiplantae; Streptophyta; Charophyceae; Charales; Characeae
Source: the annotation of a GenBank genome assembly